UACGGUGUUAAGGUGUUACUUUAAUUUUCUGCACUUUUAAGUUCGGCUGUUUUUAAGUUUUUGCUUAUUUUUUCGACUUAAAUGGAGUGAAGUUAGACGGCUCAACCGAACUAUUAAUUCGGAAUUGGAAAGUAGCCUUAGUCCCGGUUUUCGCGAUCACAUCUUGGUAAUUAACUGCGUGAUUUAUCCAUCAGAGUAGAGCUGAGAUCCGUUUCGCCAGUGUUUUUACCCUGUUUGCGUGUCUUGAAAUUUGCCAGCCUCUCAUUGAAGAUGGGUUUAACAAUCUCCAGUUUAUUCGGACGGCUAUUUGGGAAGAAGCAGAUGAGAAUUUUAAUGGUGGGGCUGGAUGCUGCUGGGAAAACAACAAUUCUGUACAAACUGAAAUUAGGAGAAAUUGUCACAACAAUUCCUACCAUCGGGUUCAAUGUGGAAACGGUCGAAUACAAGAAUAUAUCUUUUACCGUGUGGGAUGUUGGAGGACAGGACAAAAUUCGUCCUCUGUGGCGACAUUAUUUCCAGAAUACACAAGGCUUGAUUUUUGUGGUAGACAGCAACGAUCGUGAGCGAAUUGGCGAGGCACACGAAGAAUUAAAUAAAAUGCUCCAAGAAGAUGAACUUCGGGAUGCGGUUCUGCUUGUUUUUGCCAACAAGCAAGAUUUGCCGCAGGCUAUGUCAGCCGCAGAUUUAACAGAUAAGCUGGGUUUAAGCGCGCUUCGUGGACGAAAGUGGUAUAUUCAGGCAACUUGUGCCACUCAAGGCCAUGGAUUAUAUGAAGGCUUGGAUUGGCUUUCCAACGAGCUGGCAAAAUAGUUGUAACGAUUACCCUUUGAUGGAUUAGAGCUGGGAUGCUUAAAAGCCGUACCGCUUGUUUAAGUUUUUUUCUCACUGUUUCCGUUUAUUCAUUCUGAGCUGUUAUUCCUCCACGUGUAUAUUGAUAACUGAUAAAUGCAGAUCACUUGGGCACAUUUAUCAAGCAUAUUUUUAACGAUGUGGAAUUAACUGAUGGGCUCUAGCACUACUCAUACUAAUAUAGCAGAUAUUUUAAUUUUGUACUGUUAUCCUGAGGAAGUAGGAGUCCAUGAAUUUCCUGUUUUUGUUCGGCUGUUUAUUUACUUGUAUCAAAUCUUUUGAUCUAUUACGUUUCAAACUUCCUUGAUUUUAACAUUUUCGGGAGUUGUUGUUUAGAAGCGUUCCGUAUUUGCACAUGCAGACUAUAAAUCAGUGUUUCUCAA
Messenger RNA from Paramacrobiotus metropolitanus, 1232 nucleotides. Its product is annotated as ADP-ribosylation factor 4. The transcript has 6 exons. Gene Ontology annotation, cellular component: cytoplasm; plasma membrane. NCBI's taxonomy places the organism in Eukaryota, Metazoa, Tardigrada, Eutardigrada, Parachela, Macrobiotidae. Gene Ontology annotation, molecular function: GTP binding; GTPase activity. Gene Ontology annotation, biological process: vesicle-mediated transport; intracellular protein transport. The coding region runs from base 271 to 810 and encodes 179 amino acids. The record is from RefSeq and is a predicted model, not a curated record.